Parascedosporium putredinis is the source of this 1743-nucleotide messenger RNA. The record is from the annotation of a GenBank genome assembly. Lineage: Eukaryota; Fungi; Ascomycota; Sordariomycetes; Microascales; Microascaceae.
AUGCAUGAAUUCGGGCCACCGCUGGCCGUGCCGCGCAAAACAUAUGAGUAUUGUGAUAUCCAGCAAAGAUGGACCGUCAUGAAAUCAGCCUCGGGAAACCCCAAGAACAUGCCAGAUGCCCUGGUAGUCGCAUCUUAUAAUGUUCUGGCUGAAUUCACCUGGCCACCUUGCCAAGAUCGAUAUCCGUCCUUAAUUCAGAAUCUGCUGGCGAAAACGGCACAAUCGGACAUAAUCGUCCUCGAAGAAGUUACAGAUGACUUUCUAUCCACUCUCCUGAGAGAUGGCCGGAUCCGCGUACAAUACCCCAUCUCAAGUCACGGCCCACCUGAGCAGGAUGAUCUCGAGCCUCUUCCUAGCCUCCUCAACCAAGUGGUCCUAUCACGGAUACCUUUCAGCUGGGAGCAACUCCCGUUGAAGAGAUGUCACAAAACUUCUGUCAUUGCAAAUUUCCAGGGCCUGGAAGCUCCAGGUGAACGUUCCCUGAUUCUCGCAACAUGUCACCUCUCGCGGGGCCUUACAGACGGUGCUGUCACAGCGAAACUAGCAGAACUACAAAGGAUAACGGACCAUCUUAGGAACCGAUGGGGAGAUCACCCGUGGAUUAUAGCGGGAGACUUUAACAUUGCCACAUCCCAAAUAACGAUAAGGACUGCUCUAGAGAAUAGGGCUGUUUCAAAGCAGCUCAUGGCACGCAUGUGCUCCAUAGACGAUGUCAUGCGUGGUUUUGGUUUGAUCGAUGCCUGGAUGCUCGCAAGGUGCGGGGCGGGCGAGUCUUCAGAUGACCUGCGCCAUUAUAAAGAUGUCUGGGAUUCAUUUGAAGGAGAACAGGGAGCCACCUUUGAUCCAACCGAGAACGACCUCGCGGCAAAGACGGUCGGCGAUGGGGCCAGUAACCGUCCUCAGAGGGAGAUUAAGAUCAUGCGAAGGGUGAAAGCCAAUACUGGGUUCAUGCUCGAACUUGAGGUUCACGAGAUACGAGUCGACCUCCAGUACUGUGGAGCCGCGUCAAUAGCAGAAAGAUUUAUUGAAGCCCAGCCGGAGAUCGAAGCUCAACUAGGGACAAGGUGUGAGGAGGGUAACCCAGAAUAUCAUGGGUGUAUCCUAGUUGGGCUUGAGUGGGACGCUGUGGAAGAUGGCCUGAGGACGAAAGCGGAUCUAAGAGAAGCGAAAGCUACGCUAUUGACGAUCCUCGACGCAUUUGAAAGCCGCAUACGUGGAGACAGUACGUACUACGACGGGAAGGCCUGUUGGGUAUCGACAAAACUAGUGCACCAAGGAGAAGUUAAGGGGCUUCAACUUGAUACUCGACAGUGGGCGGAGUACAGUGGCUUGGAGGACGACACCGAUUCCGACUUCGGCGAUGACUCUGAUGGACUUGAUGAUGAGAAUGAAGACGCGCAGGCUAUAGAUUCUCUAAUUCACAGGCCGGCGCCGCUGCCUUGCGUUGGAAUUAGCCAGGGUAAGCUGCGAACCGCUGCUGACGUUAUCAACCGUCUACGGUGGGAUGAAGCUCUGGAUGCUGGAGACUUCGUUGUUGGUUAUGAGGACAGGUUUGUCGGGAUAAAAGAACGCCCCCUUGAGGAUUGGACAGGCGAGCAAACUGAUGAGGAAUUCAUUCCACAACACCGAAUCCAGUAUUUUAAGCGGAGGAGUGAUGGCAUGCGACUGUGGGACAGGAAUUCCAGGACUGACCUCAUAUUCGGUAGUGGUGCGGACGGGCAACCAAAAACUGACCCUGAAUAA